AUUCACUACGUAUUAUUCUUUUCCUCUGUGAGCCUUAUCACCUAUCACGCAAACUGUCGCUAACCGUGACGCUACCUUUCAUAAGUAAAUGGCGCAAGUGUUUGCCGAUAAAACAAGCGGCCCAUUAUCUUGCCAACAAACAGACGCCCAUAAUGAACCGCACGGCGGUUCUCGGUGUGAGUAUGGUACAUAAAUUCAACUCUUCUUCUUAAAAUAAUCUUUAAAAUCUUUGUGCACGAUAAUGUUGCCUUCAACUUUGCACAGGUAUCGAUAAUCCAUCCAUGUGCAUGCUUAGAUGGAGUUCAAAGUUGGCGUUAAGGCUAAAACAGGAUUAUGCUUAGCGGAGCGUCGCUAUCAUUCUAUGACAAAAUGGUGUGCGACGGUCUUAUCAACUCACAUUUACUAAGAACCGACUGCAACCCGAACAGUGAGUUAUCGGCUACUGGGAGAUUUUCGUAGAUAAAUUGUUCCAAUUCCUUGGCGAGCUACAGUAAUACAAUUCGUGCCGUGAGCAACGCAGGAACAAAGUUUUCGUAGCUUUUCAACGACGGUCCUCUCUUCGGUUUGUUGACUCAUCAUGGGUGACAUGGGUGGUUAUCCACGUUACGGUUUCCAACCUAAUUACUUAUCUAAUCCGGCCGACUUAACGUACGGUCCAACUGAGACACCGGCAGCUACCAUCAUCCCCGAAGGUGUGCCAUCGUCUGCCUCUUCUAGUUCUUUCCAUCCCGAUUCCGAUGCGCCACUGAAGCCGAACACUUUUGGUUCUCAUUUGACGAAAGAACUCGCUGGCUGCUGGCAAUACUGCAACAUAAAUGGACCAUUCCCGCCCAAUAUGGUACGUGCCGGUAUCGAUACAGAUGGUGACGUCAUCUACGUUGGUCGGGCCUUCCACGAAGGUGACAUGAUUCCGGCCAAGGUAAUUCCCACGAAGAACCUGGCGUUCGUCUGCUACGGUGGAGAGGAAAUCUUGAAGGAGGACUUCGAAGUGCUUCGAUAUGGAGCAUUUGUUUGGGAGUUCGCGACCGCCGGUUCGGUACCGGUUACGGCCGUCAGAAUCGGUGCGACGGCCGAUGGUGAGCCGCUGUACAUGGGGCGCGCCAUUCACAAUGGAUCCCAGACACCGGGAAAGGUACAACCGUCUCACGGCUGUUGCUAUAUUCCGUUUGACGGAGAGGAGGUUAGCAAGCCCGAAUACGAGGUUCUGUGUGUCCGAUGAGAUAAGAUGGCCAUUAGCUUAAACUAAUGGUACUCCUGGCAAUCCGUGCAAAUAGGCAACAGUAAAUGAAUAUAGAUAAAAUGCGCAACUACUA
Molecule: messenger RNA, 1313 nt
Organism: Anopheles darlingi
Lineage: Eukaryota; Metazoa; Arthropoda; Insecta; Diptera; Culicidae
Exons: 3
Coding region: 578-1219 (213 amino acids)
Source: RefSeq, a predicted model, not a curated record